AAAAUUUCCGUAAACGUCAGUUUUGAUUAAAAAUACUAAUUAGAUGAAAUAAAAAAUUAUUGUAAAAUAAAUAAAAACCAAAAAAACUUAAAAAUAAGGUAAUUUUAAGUUAUACGUUAUACCAUACCAUUUAAAACGUUUAUAUAAAUUGCAACUCUAACCGCAAGACAAAUUUUGUCUAUUCGAGGCUGUGGCUUGUCUCUGCUGAAACCCAUAUUGAUAAGGUGUUACAAAGUAAAACAGAAUCAUAAAAGCAAAUAGCGGCAAAAUGUCAGUACUGCCACGAGGUAUUGAAAACUGUAGGCCAAUUGCAAGGUAUGGAUAUGUAACAGCUGAAAGUAGCAUUUACAAUAAAAGACCUCGAUGUGGACAACCGAGGCCGCAACCACACCAGAGGGAAACAACGGCUUAUUGUGGAGGACCCAGUAAUGUUCCCUUAGAAAAACCAUGCUGCUAUGAUUUUCCUUGCAAAGCGGAUUGCUUCAAUCACGGCGCUUGCACAAGGCCCAGUGGUCGAUACGCACGUACUGUUUGGUAUCCAGGAGAAUGCUGCCCGGUGGUUUUUCCCUGUCAAGCCUUCACUUGCCCAAAUCCACCUUACCAUCCAUGUUGUUACCAUACGUGCAACAGACAUGUGUAAAAGAAAGUCAGCUCAAACCUGUGUGUCCUUGAUGUCUUGUCUAUGUGACAGAUUAGUCUGUUAUCUACGUUUUUGGGUAUCAUUAUGUUAACACAGCUUAAAACAAAAAUUAAACAUGUUUGUUUUUUUAUUCACACUUUUAAAAGAGUCUAGAAUGACAUUGAGUAACCCAUUAGUCUUCAGUCUAAUGUCUCAGUUCAUAUAAUAGUGCUUGUUCAAUAAUAUUUGUAAAUAUGUUCUGGCUUCGUUCCGCCCACGUCUGUAUCUACUGAAUAGUAUUGAGUUUUAGACAGUACUUUUCGCGCGCUUUUCACAAACGGUUGGCUUUUAAGAGGUAUAAAAAACAUUAAAUUUAUACAGUUUGAGUGAAAAUUUUACGGCAUUGCAAUUUUAAGAUAUUUUUAAAGUGCAAUUUUGUGAUUGUUAGAAAAUGUAUUUUAUACCUGCUAUAGUCAUUCUUUUAUUUAUUGGAACUCUUGGAGCCCGUCAGCCGGACAUAGACAUCAACAGAAUAAAACUCUUGCCAAAAGAAGAUUUCCGUCACAGAACUUCAUUCAGUUUUCAAACUCGUCGAUCAGUUUUAGAUAUCGAUCGCUAUCGUAGAAAGUAUGAUCAUGACGUUGGUAGCCGUGGGUUCACCAGACAACAUGCGACGAUGCAAUUUUUAUACAAUACCCCAACGACUGCCGCUACGAAGGCGCCGAUCAAAAUCCACAAGCCACGAGAAGACCCACGCCUCUUCUAUCAAUCUGAUUUAUAUCUUCAAGAAGUUAAUAGGAAAAAUUUAAGCCCAGAACUAUCAUCAACUUAUUUGGGACGAGCGGUUGUUAGAACUGGUGGUGGAAGGGACAGUUCCGCGAAGCCUAUUCGGAUAAAAACAAGAACAAUAAACGAAAUUCCCCACGACAUCAGCUGCAUCAAGUGUCCGCGAGAUAGAACGUUGAUUGCUAAGGUUGGCGUCAGUAGAGUGAUGUUGCAGCCUCCUCGCUUACAGACAUGUUCCGGAAGAAAAGCACCUCGAGAUUUUAAAUUCGUUACCAAGUACGGACCUAAGCUUGGUACUUUAAUAGAAAGCGGUGUAUACAUUAUGAUCGGUCAUAUCGUGUACCAAAAUCAAAUAUUGAGGGCUUGUAAAGUGCAAAUUCACGUGGUGACUCAGUUUUGUCAAGUUCCAAAAUAUUUAAAUAUAAACUGCGACAGAAACCAAAAUAGAACGUGCAGUUUUACGUGUCGUGAUCCCACUACUGAGCCUACCGGUGCUAAUAGUCUCACAUGUCGUGAUGAUUUGAAAUGGAAUGGCCAUUUGCCUUCUUGUAAUGUUCGUUCAUGGUGUAAACCGCCGUUUCCACCAUCUCACGGCCGCAUCAGCUGCAAUGGAGCAACAGUAUCAAGCGGCCGAGGUCUCAAGGGGGGAUCGACAUGUAAAUUAAAAUGUGACAAAGGAUGGCGUAAAAGCUCUCAUUCUGUAACAAAAUGUCAUCGUGGUAGUUGGACGCAUGAACUGUCAUGUCAGAACAAGAACAGAAAACGAUAAAUACUAGUUAAAAGAUACAUCUAUUUAUUAUAGGUAUAUUACAUAUGUAUAUUUAUGUGAGUGAUUUGCUAAAUUGCGAUAUUAUUGAGUAAUAUUCACCAAAAACAUGACAUUAAGUUAAUAUCAACACGUAGGUAAGUUAUGAUUUUAAAAUGAAGUGUGUUUAACCCGGCGUCAUGGGGGAGGAAAAUGACUACACGGACGUGGGGGUGGGUCAUAUCUACCCGAUAUUUUGACUUAAGAUAUUUCAAUAAUAUUAAAAUAAAUAAUUAAUUAUUUUAUGGUAAUGACUUUAUUGUUUUACGGUUUAGUAAAUAAAACAAGAAUUUGUAUUGCAGAAUAUCGUAAUUAAAUCUUUAAGCCUUUCAAAACAUAAACACGUAAAAAUUAACAAAAAUGGCGUUCCUUAGCCUAAUCUCAUAUUUAUUUGCACUAAUUGAUAAUCUUUAAUUUUUUAUAGCUUUUAUGAACUUAACUACGAUAUCAUUAAAUAAAACUUACUUAAAACUAAUCAGAAUCAUCGUUGUGAAUACAAUCACUGCAGAAAAGUACGACAUGUUCAGGUGAAAUAUAUUUGUUUGCAACCAUAACAUGUAUGGGUUGUUUUGUAGUGUUUUUUCGCAGGACAUACCUAACAUUUCUUAUGAGUAUUGGGUCUCCUAGCUGAAGGCUCCUCCGAAUCUCCGCUAGCAAAUAAUCCUAUUUUUUUCGCAUUUCUCGAGGCAAACGUAUUACAAUCUGGCGGAAUCUCAGAAGUUCACUCACAAGGGCAAGGCCUAGUUUCUUCAGAUAUUGACAUCGCUUUUGGUUCGACUCAUUAUUGAUUCCAUGUAUGUAUGUAAGUCCGUUGACAGCAAACAUUUUGAAAAAGGCGUAGAAAACUCAAAAAAUAGUUUUUUGAUUUGCGACACACGUCAUAUUAUGGAGCGUAUAACUCAUCAGCCAUAUCCGCUCCAUAUUUUAUUGAAUUGUAAUACGUAUUUAUUUCUGACUUUCGCUUUUCUCCAGUUGAAUUAUCAAUACUGUUGUCAUAGUACAGACUUGACAUCAGCAGACUCCUGAUCAGAGGACAUGAUAUCUGAGUCAUAUGAUUCAAGAAUUGAUAAAAUACGUUCUCGUUCUCCUUCCUCUCGAUCCAUUUUUUUUUCGAUAUACCAAUAAAAAGAUAGUAAAAUAGUAAGAAACGAUAGUUCAAACAUAAAAUGUAAAAUAACAACACAUAAAACAAUGAAAAAGCAUAAAAGCCAUAUUUGGAAUCAAUGGCGCAAAACUGUUACACCGAGUACGGGGAUGGGUCAUAUUUACCUUUUUUUAACUUUGGUCACAGUUAGCCCCAAGCACGGUCGCAGCACAACAAAAUUAUUGUAAACAAUGCUUAGAGGAAGUCAUAAAUUCCAGCUAUUGAGAGGUACGGCACUGUCACUUGCGUAAUUACGAAUCUGUAAGCUAACUAAAACGUCUCGGGUUAUUUUGACCCAACCCCCAUGACGCCGGGUUAAAUGAAAGUUAUACUAAGCGUUCCAUAUCCACGGUAGUCGGUAGGCACUAUAUCAUUUCAUUCCCUGCCACGGAGCAACCGUGAGUUUGAAAUGACAGCCAUUGUUUUAGAAGCUGUCUUACCUGUAGGGACUCUUUUGAAACGUUAUUUGCAAAAGGACAAUAAGUGAGUGUCCAAGAAAAACUAUGGCUGAUUGGAUUCCAGAACCUUCACAAAAAAUAUCUCUCGAAACGCACUUUCGAUGAGUGCUACAAGUACGCACUCUAAGUGGAUCCAUACUAUAAAACAAAGGAAACCAGUCCCUCCGUAUUGUUUUUUAAUACAUUAAAAACGAUCCGUGAGAUUAGGAUUAGCGGCAACUCAAACGUCUUGGGUUAGGAGCUCAACACCAGCAUCAUAGGUAAUAAACUUAUUGGCAUACUGAAAUAUUGGCAUAUAAUAAUAACCCAUUGAUAAUACACUUAAUAAAUUAUUAAACAAAAAUGUAGAUCGGUGGUUCUUUUUCUUUUUUCAGUAUGGCUUUUGCGAUGCUAUUGUUGCCAGUAUCGAGUUUAUCAAAAUUUUCCAUUUUUAUAUUAUUACUAGGUAUUAUUAUAUAUAUUUACUGGCGGCAGGACAUCUUAUGAGCCCGCACAGAUGGGUAACACCUCCCUGCCUAUUUCUGCCGUAAAGCAGUAAUUCGUUUUGGUUUGAAGGGUGGGGCAGCUGUUGUACUGCAAAGCGGAGAAUUAGAACUAAUCUCUCAAAAUAGACAGUGGCAUUGACGAGGUUCAUGAAUAUGGGCUGCGGUGAUCUCUUAAAACCAGGUGGGUUCGUUCACCCAUUUUUGCAAUAAAGAAUAUUUAAAUAAGUGCGUGCGUUAUAAUUAUAGUAAAACUUCAGAUGAUGAAUAUUAGAUUAAAAUUCCACGUGUUUUUGUCAGCAUUAGAAAUUAUUAAUUAAAUAUUUUUUUGAAAUAAAAAUUUAGAAAAGAGAA
This is a messenger RNA of Bombyx mori (domestic silkworm), 4648 nucleotides long. RefSeq lists its product as uncharacterized. Bases 1071 to 2174 code for a protein of 367 amino acids. The record is from RefSeq and is a predicted model, not a curated record. NCBI's taxonomy places the organism in Eukaryota, Metazoa, Arthropoda, Insecta, Lepidoptera, Bombycidae. The transcript is spliced from 8 exons.